CUAUAAAUACUUGGUUGAGCUCCUCGACCCCAAUCACUGGUUUGGACAACACAGAGACAACAACAAUGAUAGCUUUGCUGCUGCUGGCGCUGGUCGCUCACUCCUUUGCUCUGCCUCUGCCGUCUGGGGACACAGACAACUGGCUUUUAGCAGAGAAAUACCUACGUCGGUUCUAUGACCUUCCAGCUGGUCUCCAAAGUCGACAAAGGUCAUCUGAUGCAUUUCGGGACAAGAUCAGGGAGAUGCAGAGCUUCUUCAAACUCAAGGUGACAGGAAAUCUGGAUGACAACACUCUGGACCUGAUGAAACAAGCCAGAUGUGGCGUCCCAGACAUCGGGGAGUACAACCACUUCCCUAGACACCUCAAAUGGCCAAAUAACAAUGUCACAUUCAGGAUAUUGAAUUAUACACCAGAUCUGAAGAAAUCGGAUGUUGACAGAGCCAUCCGCAACGCGCUGAACGUUUGGGCCGAUGUCACCCCCCUGACCUUUAAGAAGCUGUAUGAGGGCAACGCUGACAUUAUGAUCAGUUUUGGAUCAAGAGAGCAUGGAGACUAUAACCCUUUUGACGGGCCAAAUGGAUUGCUGGCUCACGCCUACCCACCUGGCCAAGGCAUCGGAGGAGAUACUCACUUUGAUGAGGAUGAAGACUGGACCAAAGAUUCAUCAGCUUACAACCUAUUCAUAGUGGCAGCCCAUGAGCUGGGCCAUGCCCUCGGUAUGUCCCAUUCCUCAGAUGCGGGUGCCUUGAUGUACCCCGUCUACUCGUAUUCUACAGGCUACCCGCUGUCUGAAGAUGAUAUUGAAGGCAUUCAAGCUCUCUACGGCCCAAACCCAAACCAAAAGAGAGUGAAGCCAAAGCCUGACGCACCUGACAAAUGUGACCCCAUGUUGAGUUUUGAUGCUGUCACAGAGCUCAGAGGAGAGACCAUUAUCUUCAAAGACAGAUUCUACUGGCGUAUCCAUCCUCAGAUGCCGGAGCCUGAGCAGACACUGAUCAAGUCCACAUGGCCCUCCAUCCCCAACAAGGUGGAUGCAGCAUACGAGAACCCAGAGAAGGAUCUAGUCAUCAUAUUUAGUGGUAUCCGAAUGUGGGCUUUGAAUGGAUAUAACCUUGUUGACGGUUACCCAAAGUACAUACACAAACUUGGACUUCCCAAGAAAAUAAGGAAAGUAGAUGCUGCCGUGCACAUCAGAGACACUGGGAAAACUCUAAUCUUCACUGAUGAGGACUAUUGGAGCUACGAUGAAGCAACAGGUACCAUGGACAGCGGCUACCCGCGAUCCAUCGAGGAAGACUUUCCUGGGAUGGAUGAUGAAGUCGAUGCUGCCGCUUAUCACUACGGAUACUUGUAUUUCUUCCAUGAACACAUACAGUACGAGUACAGUUACACCUCGAAGAAGGUCAUCCGCAUCCUGAGGACCAACUCCAUUCUCAACUGCUGAUCAGGGGCUCAACAUGGGCUUAACAAUACAUGUCGCUGCAAAGCUCACAACACAUCUUCACAAUACACAAAAUAUACACAAACACACGUGUUAGAAAUGAGACAUAGGAAGUUGCAGCUGACUGACGGAGCAAAUGAAGACAUGCAGGGUAGAGCUGACCUGUUACAGUUAAACCAGUGUUUGUUUCUUUUUUAUUUUUACUAGUGCUGGACACCUGUAGGUCAUAUAAUUUGUCAGACACAGAAUGCUGGAGAAUUCCUCUGAAUAUAUAUUUCCUUAGAUUAUAGCUAUUUAUUUUACAUCUCUAUAUUUGUACUACAAGUUUACAGACAUGCAAGAUCCUUGGCCGGUUAAGCUUCUUGUCAAGAACAGAUAGUUUCAUUAUUUGACUUAUUGUUUCUCUAAAUUCGGUAACACAUUCCAACAAAGACUUUAGCAGUUUAAUAUAUUCUGUGUUUGUUUUGAAAAUUACGAUAAAAGCAGAGAAAUUCCAGCAGGAUUAAUGAUCUUGGUGUUACAGAGCUGAAUGUAAAGUAAUGUUGUCCCAUGUAGUGACAUUUUGAGGGAGCUCCGACACACAAGAUGACAUUUCAAGAAUCCAAACUCUGCAGAGCUUUUGCAUAUUGAGUAUGCCAAAGAUGAGGUUAACACUUGGAUGGGACCAUGUCUGAAAGAUCUACUUAUGCAAAUCUGAGUUACUGCUUUUAAUAAAUGUCACUGAUAUAUCUUUGACAUAUUUGACGUAUGUGAAUUUUCUUGUCAGUAUGUUUAAACACGUGUGGAAAUGAUUUAUUAAAUAAAAUGCAAGUAAAUUAAGCAAA
Molecule: messenger RNA, 2266 nt
Organism: Dicentrarchus labrax (European seabass)
Lineage: Eukaryota; Metazoa; Chordata; Actinopteri; Moronidae
Gene: mmp13b
Product: matrix metallopeptidase 13b
Exons: 11
Coding region: 66-1445 (459 amino acids)
Biological process (GO): extracellular matrix organization; proteolysis; collagen catabolic process
Cellular component (GO): extracellular matrix
Molecular function (GO): metalloendopeptidase activity; zinc ion binding
Source: RefSeq, a predicted model, not a curated record